Molecule: messenger RNA, 1571 nt
Organism: Arabidopsis lyrata subsp. lyrata
Lineage: Eukaryota; Viridiplantae; Streptophyta; Magnoliopsida; Brassicales; Brassicaceae
Product: tubulin-folding cofactor C
Exons: 1
Coding region: 251-1303 (350 amino acids)
Biological process (GO): post-chaperonin tubulin folding pathway; tubulin complex assembly
Cellular component (GO): cytoplasm
Molecular function (GO): tubulin binding
Source: RefSeq, a predicted model, not a curated record
UACACAUAAACCCCUUUUAUCAACAUUAGAUGAGAGUUUUAAUUUUGAUUCUACUCUUGAUUUUGGGCUAUUUUGUAAUCAAUAGAUAACCGGAGGUUUAUGUCAGCACACUUCACAUCAUGGAGGACAAAUUUGCAAUAUCACUGUUUCAUCAUUUUCAUUUCAUUAAAACGACAACGUUUAGGUUAAUCUUGGUCCUAGUUUGGAUUCGGAAACGCCGCCGUCACAAUCACACAAUUGGGUAAACGAUAUGGAAGACAACGAUCAGAGCUUCACUGCCGAAACCCUAGAUCCGGCAUUGCAGAAGAAGCACCAUGACAUGCUCGAGCGUCUCUCUGCUCGUCACCAAGCUCGAAAAUCAGAUUCACCUGACGCUUCCUCUUCGUCGUCCUCCUCCACUCUUGAAUCGACAUCCUCGUUUCUCGCUAAAUUCUCCGAUUCAAAGCGAUCCAUCGAGUCUCGGAUCGCUGAGUCACGACUCGUUUCCUCCUCUACGGAUUCGUCAAAGCUUAAAUCGGAUCUUGCUGAGAUCUCCGUAGCUAUUAACAAUCUGGAGAAGCUUCUCGCUGAGAACUCGUAUUUUCUUCCUUCCUACGAGGUUCGAUCCUCUCUGAAAAUUGUAUCCGAUCUCAAACAGAGUCUCGAUAUUCUCUCCGGCGAGUUAGUCCCGAAGAAGAAGUUCUCGUUCAAGAGCAAAUCAACGACCAAAAAGCCGGAAUCAAAACUCCCGGAGAUACAGAAAUCCGACGCCGUUUUACCUCCGAAACUCCUCCCCGUACGCGAUUCUCCGGGAUUGAGAAACAAACACGGAGUGACUCUGGUGAAAAGUUUCAAAGGCUCGUCGAUCGGAGAAUUCACAUUGUCGGAUCUUGAUUCAUGUCAAGUAAAAUUAACAGGAACUGUUAACGCUCUGUUCCUUCACCGAUUAAAGAAGUGCAAUGUGUACACAGGUCCAGUGAUUGGUUCAAUUCUGAUUGAUGACGUAGAAGAUUGUGUUCUUGUAUUGGCGUCGCAUCAGAUCAGAAUCCAUUGCGCUAGGAAGAGUGAUUUCUACCUGAGAGUGAGGAGUCGUCCCAUAAUUGAAGACAGCAAUGGUGUCAGAUUCGCUCCUUAUUGUUUGGAUUACCAAGGAAUUGAGGAAGAUUUGAAGACGGCGGGUUUGGAGGAGGAGACUAAGAAUUGGGCCAAUGUGGAUGAUUUCCGGUGGCUGAGAGCUGUACAGUCUCCUAAUUGGUCAGUUUUGCCGGAAGAAGAAAGGGUUUCUUUGGUUACCAUUUCCAGUGAAGGAGAUUCUCGAGCUUGAACAUUUAUAUGAGAGACAUCUCCAAAGAAGCACUCUUUUAAACAAGUCUAUUUGUAUUCGAGAUGAUGAUUGUGUGUUCCCUUGAAUGUUGCUUCUUUACAUAUUUGCCUUUAUUUGUGACAAGUUUCAGAGUUGAAUUACAAUCUUACACUUAUUAGUAUCGCAGAUUAUCAUCAACAAAGUCUUAAUUGGUGGUGUACUGUAGUUGGAAAAAAAAAAAAUGUGUUCGUUGAUAGUCUUCUUCUGAAUUUGUCACAGCCAUUGUUAA